Molecule: messenger RNA, 2619 nt
Organism: Alternaria arbusti
Lineage: Eukaryota; Fungi; Ascomycota; Dothideomycetes; Pleosporales; Pleosporaceae
Exons: 3
Coding region: 1-2619 (872 amino acids)
Biological process (GO): carbohydrate metabolic process
Molecular function (GO): UDP-glycosyltransferase activity; hexosyltransferase activity
Source: RefSeq, a predicted model, not a curated record
AUGCCUCUCAACUUCAACUCCAAACAGAAGCGCGGCGAGUACCAUGACGGGAAAGCGCAAAGUACCGGAAGAGUCAACACGUUCGGCCAGGUCGCCAUACAAUUCCACAGGAACACGACGCAUCUGAAAUACUGGUUCGACAAGCUCCAGAAAGAUUCCGCGGCAUGCCGACCGCCGGGAUACGCAAAACCGCGAAGAGGCAGUACGACUCUGGUGGAUGAGUUCAUCAGCGACAAGACGAGCAGCAUCAGCGCACCGCGACUGAACAUCGCGAUACAUAUCUGCGGGUCUCGCGGCGAUGUGCAGCCUUUCAUUCCGAUUGCGAAGCUGUUGCAAGCUGCGCCACAUCACCACCGAGUGCGCAUCUGCACGCAUCCCGCCUUCAAGGACUUUGUGGAAAGCAAUGGAGUGGAUUUCUUUUCCAUCGGAGGCGACCCCGAAGCUCUCAUGGCCUACAUGGUGAAGAACCCAGGGCUGAUUCCAAACAUGCAGUCCAUCAAAGCCGGUGACAUUGGCAAGCGACGAAAAGAGAUGGCCGAGAUGAUGGAGGGGACCUGGAGAAGUUGCAUCGAGGCGGGUGAUGGCAUGAGCGAGAGAGUCUCAGCAUUGGACGUAGACGCGCCUGAGGAUCUGUUCAUCGCAGAUUGCAUCAUUGCGAACCCGCCGUCCAUGGGCCACAUCCACUGCGCAGAGAAGCUUGGCAUCCCGCUGCACAUGGUCUUCACCAUGCCGUGGUCGCCAACAAAGGCUUUCCAUCACCCGCUGGCGGCCAUGGAGUAUGGCGAAGUGGAGAGAUCGGUCGCGAACUACUUCAGCUUCGGCAUCAUGGAGCUGCUCACCUGGCAGGGUCUAGGCGAUGUCAUCAACAAGUUUAGGACGCAGACCUUGCACUUAGACGCUAUUAGCCCGCUCUGGGGUCAUCUCUUGCUUUCGAGGCUUCGCGUCCCAUAUAGCUACCUAUGGUCACAGGCUUUAAUCCCGCGGCCAGCUGACUGGGACUCACACAUCAGCAUUACCGGGUUCUCGUUCUUGGAUGCUGGGUCGAAUUACACGCCGCCGGACGACUUGGCUGAGUUCCUUGCCAAGGGUCCGCCUCCGGUGUACAUUGGUUUUGGCAGCAUAGUGGUGGAUGACCCAGUGGCUCUCACCAAGCUCAUCUUUGACGCCGUGAAGCUGGCGAAAGUCAGAGCCAUAGUCUCCAAAGGCUGGGGCGGCGUGGGUGCGGGUGAUGUGCCGGAUGAUGUGUAUCUCAUUGGCAAUUGUCCGCACGAUUGGCUCUUCCAACGGGUUUCGUGUGUGGUCCAUCACGGAGGUGCGGGUACAACGGCUGCUAGUAUUGCCUUGGGUAGGCCUACGGUUGUUGUGCCCUUCUUCGGUGACCAACCCUUCUGGGGACAGAUGAUCGCAAAGGCUGGAGCUGGUCCAAUGCCCGUCCCGUUCAAGCAGAUGACUGCCGAGAGCCUUGCGACAAGCAUUACCUUUGCGCUCCAAGACUCGGUCAAGAUCGCUGUUCAGAAGAUGGCCGAGAGUAUUGCGGAGGAAGAUGGUGCCGGAGAUACUGUACGCGACUUUCAGCAAAAGCUGGGCAUCGAUGGAAUGCGAUGCCAUAUCUGUCCGGAUCGCCUCGCUGUAUGGCGUGACAAAGAGACUGGCGCACAUCUGAGUGGUUUCGCAGCCUCCGUGCUUGUCCAAGAAAGACUGUUAGAUCUGAAGCAUCUGCGUUUGCUGCAACAUCGGCAUUACUAUACCCAUGAAGGCGCUGAAGGACCUUUGACAGGUGUUGUCGCUGCUUUCGGAGGACUCAUGGCUUCUUUAGGCACAGAUACUGCUGAGUUCUCGCAGCGGCUGAAGAAGAGACCACGUGAGACAGACUCCGACGCAGAAGCCCUGACAAGAGUGCCGACCGUCGAUGAGCCUGACCUGGAAAAAGGCAUUACGUCCAAACACUUCCAUCACCUGGCGUACAGAAUGGCAGCGAAGUCAUGCGAUGACGACUACACGCACAAUUUCGAGAAGCCGCAGAACCGCCCGGGGAUAUCAGCUCUUCGCGAGAAGAUCGCUGCGAGGCGAGCAAGAGGCGGCCGUGGAUAUCAGAUCACAAGCGCCACCGCACAUUACGUUGGUGAUCUUGCAGCCACAGGAGCCAAAACCCCAGUCGCCUUCUUCUACAACAUCGCAAACGGCUUCCGGAACCUACCCUCAUACGCAAUUCACAACGACCCCGCGCGACAACGAGACGAAAUCACCGGUUUUGGCAGCGGCUGCAAACUCGCCGGCAAAGAAUUCGUGCUCGGCCUCAGCGACGCACUCGUAGGCAUCGUUCGACACCCCUAUCUCGGCGCGAAGCAAGAAGGCGCCAUGGGCUUUGGCAAAGGAAUUGGGCGAAGUCUUGGAGGGUUAUACUGCCACUUGGGAGCCGCGGUAUUUGGCCUACCAGGAUACUUCUUGAAAGGCGUCGAGAGGGGCCUCUUGGCGCGACAUCUCACUGCGCUGCAGGCGGAGAUUUUCUUUAUCCAGCUGCGCCGAUCUGCGGUCGCGUUCCGCGGUGCGAGCGAUGCGGAGAAGGCGGAGGUGGUGAAGAAAUGGGCGGAAGUGAAAUCAAGCAUAGACAGGCAUUAG